AUGGAGAAGGAGGAGGGGAAGGAAGAGAAAGGCCCAGCGAAAUGCCCUCCUGCGCAGAGUGUGGACUCCAUGCAGAGAAAGAAUCGUUCAACCUUUAGACCGGUGUUGCUUGAAGUAGCGGGCUCACUGGACGACACGGUGUGCCAGGAGAUUACACGACGCUUGCGGCAGUACCGCAACCGAUAUGCCCCCAUUCUGAGACUGACAGCCACGCUGAUGGCACCGGCAGUGCAGGAGGUGGAACUAUUUGGCCAUUGCGAACGGGCUGAUGUUACUGAUGGGAGGGCCACCAAUGGCAAAAAGGGAAUAGCCGAAGGAGAAGAAACGAAUGGAGAAAGUGGCAGCGGUUCCAUGGUGGCGAAGAGACUAAGAGGCGAUUCACUCAUCGCCGCCCCUUGUGCCGCCAUCAUGGCAGAAAGACGGAUUGAGGUUGUAAGCCGUUUGCAU
This is a messenger RNA of Trypanosoma cruzi, 447 nucleotides long. RefSeq lists its product as uncharacterized. The transcript has a single exon. The record is from RefSeq and is a predicted model, not a curated record. Lineage: Eukaryota; Euglenozoa; Kinetoplastea; Trypanosomatida; Trypanosomatidae. The annotation marks the transcript as partial.